Messenger RNA from Diuraphis noxia (Russian wheat aphid), 531 nucleotides. Its product is annotated as zinc finger CCHC domain-containing protein 10-like. The record is from RefSeq and is a predicted model, not a curated record. NCBI's taxonomy places the organism in Eukaryota, Metazoa, Arthropoda, Insecta, Hemiptera, Aphididae.
AUGGGGUGUCGGCSAAUUGAGAGUCGGCGAACUGGGGUGUCGGAAAAUUGGGUGUCGGCAAAUUGGGUUUCGGCGACAUGGGAAGACACGAGUCUUCACGGCUUCACAACCUAUGUACCUCCACAAGGUGUCCGCUGCCAAAAGUGCCUGGAAUUCGGUCAUUGGACUUACGAGUGCAAAGGAAAAAGAAAAUUUGCAGACCGCCCGACUCGCACGACGUUGCUUAGAAGGAAUUUGAACAAGGACAGACCCGCCAGUCAGAUUUUAUCCAAGCCCGCGAAAGAGGAGAAAUCUAAGAAAAAACUGAAAGACGCAAAACGGAAAAAGAAAAAUGUAAACUCUUCCGACUCAGAAAGCGACAGUGACGGUUCUUCCAGCAGCGACAGCAGCAGCAGCAGCGACAAUAGCGACACUGAUAGUGACAGUAGCAGCAGCAGCAGCAGCAGCAGCAGCAGCAGCAGUAGCAGUGGUAGUAGCAGUAGCAGCGGUAAAAGCAGCAAGAAGAGAAGCAAAUCUGAAAAUAAAAAAUAA